CGGUGGCGCUUUCAAAUUGUUUGUUUUAGCAUCAACGGUUUAUUGGAUGUUGGACUCAUCUCGGUUAAUAUAUCAACAUACAGCGUGUAAGUUAUUUCAGUUCAGACCGUUUUACACAUGUACAAACCUGAAGAGUGAUGAACGGCACGACCUGCGAUGGAAAAGGAAGGGCUGAUGAACGUCAAAGCUCUGAGGGCCAAGUUUCAGGAAGAGGCCUUUCUUGCUCAAUCCAAAACCAGUCGACCAGCUGUUGCAGAGAAACCCAAACACCUCCCACCUCCUGGGGGUCACUGCAGCUCUGUGGUCAGCAGUAUUAAUAUCGCUGUGGAAAACAAGACACCAGUGGUUCCCCGGGUCAUCUUCAGAGAUGGGCUGCGGGCAUCUGGAGGCAAACGACCAAUUUCCUUUCCACCACAACCUCAACAGACCUCCCCCUCAUCCCAGCUUACUAAUGGAGACAGCACAACAAGGCAGUCCCUCAAAGACAGACACAUGCCUCUGGUGCUUCCUGUCCUGCCUGUGAAGGAGAAAAAGACAGAACCGCCAUCCAAAAAGGAGCACAAACUGGAACCAGAUCCAGGGAAAGAAGUCCUGCCACAAACUAAAAUCAAGAAGAAAGGUUUGCUGCUUCCUUUUAAGUCUGCCAAGGCAUCAAAGGUCAGCACAGAAAAUGUGGAGGAGCCUACGUAUGCUGAUUUAACCACCAGACCUUCCAGUGCUCCCGGCGAGUUGCCCUCUGUAGAAAAGCAAACAACAGAGGAUGGGGUUUCUCUUCACAGUGACCAAUCUACCGCUGAGCUUCCCUUCUCCAGCCCAGAUAUCCCAAUCACCCCUCCUCCUGCAGAUACAAGUGUCGACUCCGAACACAAAAUCAUUAGCACCUUGGAGAGGGCCAAGAGGAAGUUUUCACGCAGUCAUGUGUUGAUCUCUGCCAAACCUAAGAGCUUACGUUCCCCUGACUACAUCUCAAAAGACAAGGUGUUCCCUUCACUGCCAAAGAACGCUGACUGUGUUGAGCCUGAGCCACCUGUGCCCCCGCCAGCGUGUUUUCCCCACCUGGCUUGUCUGUCAGCCCGACCUUUCUUCAAAGCAAACCACUCAUCACGCAAGUCUCCGUUGGAUAAGCAUUUUGACAGAGGUAAAGCUCUUCCCUCUGUUGAACCUCAUCCAACCUCCGCUCCUCCAAAGAAGCCUCUACCUGACGUGAGGUCCCUGGGCCUGUUGCCACCAAAGCCCCCCAGACCUCCAUUAGUAGAUCUCAGCUGUUACCACCAACUCACAGAUAACG
Epinephelus lanceolatus (giant grouper) is the source of this 1288-nucleotide messenger RNA. NCBI's taxonomy places the organism in Eukaryota, Metazoa, Chordata, Actinopteri, Perciformes, Serranidae. The record is from RefSeq and is a predicted model, not a curated record.